CAUUAUGUCAUAAAGAAACGAAAUUGGAUGACGAACUUGUAAGAUCAUUCUAAACCUUUUAUGCAACAGCCCCUGCUCUUGGUUGUUGUGUAAUUACAGCGCUCUAGCGUCAGUGUCCAUAACUGCGUUUAUGGAGUCUGUUACCAGGAGCUUUAAUAUCAACAAAGUCACUGACAGACCGUACGAGUAGCUCAAGUGACCGUGCUCUUGCAAAUUUAAGGAAACACAGCAUGCAAGACACUGCAUCAAAGCGUCUUGGGGCAAACAUGGAUGCAUCAUCAAGUUAUUUAGAUAGAUUCCGUUACAGUCCACUUAGGAUCACGUCAGAGUGUGACUCAUCCGCUGUGCCACAUUCAGGAUGUACUUUCCUCCUGGGCUCUUUAAAUAUAGUUGAUCCAUAUAAAUCUGUGCAAAAAGGAUUUUGCAAAGAGCAUUUAUCAAACAAACCUAAAACGAACGCGUCAAAGACACCUCAAGUUCUGCUGACUAUGAGUCAUUCCCAAAAGUUUCCACAAGAUGACACUCUUUCGCCAAAAUUAGACUCACUAUCUAGCGCAGAGCUUUUGAAGAAAAAUUUACCUACAUCCAAAGCCUUACACAGUCUACGAAUGAAGAUCCAGGAACAGAAGCUGAGGAGAGAGAUUCAAACACCAGCACCUGGGGAGAAAGAUCAGCAACAUCUUACUAGAAAAAUUUGCAGGGUGACAAACAAAGAAGCAAAAGCAUCAUCAGGUACACGUGGAGUAAUCAGAUUGCCUGUAAGGAAAAACGCUGUAAGCUGUUCUUCACCUAAUGCAGACUACCAAAGAUCUGAUCUCCGAGCAGAGCACUCUACGUACAUAUCCGCCUGGAGGAAAGCCCAAGGGCUUGUGAAACUAAUUUUGAACUCACCUUGCAGUGCUGUUUCACAGGCUGAAAGAGUCAGCAUUAAGGAUCAGAACAAGAAGGCUCCUGUUUUGAAUGCUCAAACAAAUGGAGACAUAAGUUCAAACCAAAAGGAUGAGAAUUCAUCUAAGAAGCAUCCCAGCUCAUUGAGGUCUCAAGCUCAAGUCUUGUAUUCGCCAGCACCUGGAAAGACAUUCAUAAGCCGUGCAGUUUCCUCAUACCCAGUCAAAGCAGUUCUGUUGGCACACAGAAAUCUUCACCCACAAAAUUCCACCUCAGAAGUGUUUGCUAAAAACUACGACAUUACAAAGACAACAAAAGUUGCAGGUAAAGAAAAUGAAAGCCAGACGAAAUCAAACAGCAAGCCUAGACAUAACAUCCAAGAGGUGUGUGAAUAUAUGCAUCACCAGGCCAUCGAGAGAAGGAGAAAGGUGCUGCAAAUGAGAAAAGAAGCACAGCGAGAGGACAAGAGGAAGCAAAGGAAUAUGCAUGAAGUAGUUAAGCAACAAAGGCAAGCGCUCCACAGGGCCAAGAGAGAACAGCAACAGGGGUACAAGAACGGAAGCAGUUCCGAGGAGAAGAGGAGAUGUGCUCAUGUACCUGACUCAACUGAAGAACAACUGUCUGUCUUUCCUAGACAGAACCAAAGUGUGACAGUAGCUGAGCAGGUGGAUCAGGGCUCAGGCACACUGGGUGAAGCUGGCAGUCCUGUGAGUGCAGCUGAUGUGAGCUGGGCUCAAAACGCUCUGGCAACUCACACACACAGAGAGGAGGCUCUCAGGAAGACAAUCAGUGCUCUAGAUACACACAUGGACGAUGAGGCAGCCUGGCUGCGAAUCACAAACCACAAAGGGGCUCUGAGACAGUCACAGCCCGCUGGACAGGGCAUCUGUGGAGCCAAAUCAAGAGAAACUCUGUCUGAUACUGCAUCUCUGGAUACAGACACAGAGACAGACCACAGACAAAAAAGAGUGAGCAUUAAAAAAGAGAUUAAAGAUGAAAAAGAUGAAGUAGAUUUUGGACCACAAAAUGACCAGACAGAAAAAGGACAAGAGGAGCAAAGUGACAGCAGUGAGAGCACUGACUCCACAAGCAAGUGGAGUGAGCUGAGUGAGUUGUACAGCCAGCAGCUCCACAGCCACCUUUCUCUGGCCCAGAGCCAGCAGUUCCUGAGGGAAGAGGAGCUGAGGGCACGGCAGUACAGCGCCCUCUUCAGGCUCAGAGAGAAAGCGCUCUGGGAGAAGACCCAAGCUGAGCUUGACUGGUUGGAGCACUGCAAAAAUUGUGGAACAGCAGAAGAUGAUAUACUUGCUUUGACUAAACUCAAGCAAAAGCAGAAGAAAGUCAUUCACAAGUUCCAACAAGAGCAGGCAGAGAUCCACCACUGGCAAAACCUGUACAGAUCAGGCCGGCAGCAAAGACGGUUGCUUCUCCACCAUCAAAGAGACAUUCUUGAUAUCAAACAGUCAGCUGUUCACUUCAGACAAGCACUGCAAAUGCAGACUCUGCCAAAGAAAAAUGGAAUCACCAAGUCGGAGAACACUGCCAGCACUAUGGAGGAAGAGGGUGCUAUGCAGCCUGGGAUUAAGCCAGAUGCUAGAACCUCAGAUGAAGCACCAAGAGAGGAAGGGAGCUUGUUGAGUAAGGCAGGUUUGAGGAGGCUGUUGUCAUCAGAUGAAGUGUGGACGUUAGGAAGGAAGAGGAACCAAGUGGAAUUCGUCCCGGCCGAGCAGGAUAUUCUGCAAGUCACAGAAUCAAAUAAUCCUUCAGCCAUUCCCUCUCACAGAUACAGCCGACAGAACCAAGCUUCUCUUCAUCUUAUCAGUCCAGAAAGAAUCAGCAAGACCGAAGGUGGAAGCACUUCAUGUCAGCGUGACUCUGUGAAGGCUCUGAAAUCAGGAGCUGAAGUUAAUGAACAAGACACUCAGAAGAAGGUGCAAGGGCUUUACGAAGACACCUGCACACUCAAGAGAGAAAGACCACAACAUCCAGUCGAAGUGCCAAUGAAGCCGGUAUUAAAUAUCCCGCAUUUCACACUCAACCAUGAGCCUCAUUCAGAUUCACUCAGAGCCCCAAUAGUGUCCAGUUUGUCAUCUGACAAAAAAGAUGAUCUCCGACUGGACUCUAAGAAACCCAAGGAGCAUGAGGACAUAAAGACAACAAACUUGGUCAAUGGCGGCGCAACACCAGACACCACAGCUCUAAAUGUACAGAACAAUCAAAGACUGCACAGUGUGCUUACGCUGAACAACAACCACAAUAUCUGUGACCAGAACGCCGGAGGGCAAUGGAAGUCAUCUCUUUCAUACUCCAAAACCAACGAGUUUCCUGAACAAAAAACUCAGGCGUGUACAAAUGAGACCGUCACAGACAAUUCACUUAUUGAAAACUUAAUACUGGAAGCAGUAAGUGUGGAAAUAAGAAAGACUGAGGAUAGUCCAUCUUGUGACGUCAGUCUGUCUGAGAUAGAUGAGAAGUCAGAGGCAAUUUCGUUUCAUAGUGAAGCACUUGCUUGGUCUGAGGAAGAAAGGGACUGUCUCGAUGAGGGGAAGACUGAAGCAACUCAAGCAAGUAGUUGUUCUUUAGUUUUUGCAGAAAAGUACACUGUGGUAGCAGACGAUUCUCAGCCUUAUUUGAACAAUAAACAGGAAGGACGCUGUUCACCACCAUGUUACGAAAGACAACCGACUGUAGAGUCGACCCUGUCAGAAAUUCUCUCUCCUGUAGAUGAAGUUUUGUCUUACGGAAGUGCAGAACUCCCUCCUUCCGUUAAAGGAGGAGCCGCGUCAGGUUUUGACAGCUACGGUUGUCCUCCUCCUCCUCCUGCCUUUGAGAUUAUUACAUGGACCAGUGAGGAUGAACUUCCAGCUCCACCUGAUUCUGUAGAAGAUCUCUCAAUUAACAGUGAGAACCUCCCUCCUCUCCCUGUGGACUUCUCUCUGAAAAGAAAAGAGUCUCAAAGUCUAGACUCGAACAGUCUGAGGGAAAAGGAGGUAAACAAUGAUACUAAUGGAGCUCUCUGUGAGGACAACGACUGUUCGGAGUACACCAGCUCACUUCCUGAAGAUGUGAAAAAUGAAAUCUCGGAUCCAUUGUCAACCUUUCAAAUUGGAGACAGAGUUCUUGUGUGUAACUCCAGACCGGGUGUGCUGAAAUAUAAAGGUUUUACGGCAUUUGCCAAUGGGUUUUGGGCUGGUGUUGCAUUGGACGCCCCUAAUGGAAACCACAAUGGAACUUUCAGAGGUGUGAAGUACUUCAGCUGCAAAAAAAGCCACGGUGUCCUGGUCAGAGCUGAGGACGUUGCUCCUAUACACAGAGAACAUGGUAGUGAUGUAGAGACUGGGGUGGAUGAGGAUCCGUUCUCGGAUGAGGAGCCGCCUAGGGCAAAGAGAGAUAAACAGCAGAAGGACACAUCGUCGGCAGAUGGACAAAGAGGACGUACACGUAGUCAGUGUCCUCCUAGAGAUGAGACCACAUGCAUACAACAAAAAGAACCUCAGGAAGACACGUCAGAUGAAGCAGGAAACCUUUCACAUGUCUCUAAAAUGCCCACGCCAAGUACCGGCGUUGAGCUCCAUCAUAAUGGACAAAACAGGAAUCAUGCAGAUGCUAAACUAACAGAAGAGCUGGAUAAAGAUGGAGUUCACUGUGCUCAGGAUAACAGAAAGAGACAAAGGAUUAAAUCAGUGCACGACAAGCAAUCUACAGAUACUGAUAUCAGAAAAAGUGAGGAUGGUCAUUUUAUGCCAUGUGUGUUGGAGCAGUGGCAUCAGGCCCAACCCGACACUCCACCAAAGAUAAAGGUGCCGCCCCAUGAAGACGCCAUCGUCUACAGAUUAGUGGAUUCUGCAGUGGAGAUUCUGUGUGGCCAAGCGAAUGAAGACACACUUGACCUUUACGAAACACCAAGCUAUUUAUUAGAUGAUGAUAGUCGCAAACGUUAUCGGCAGGUGAUCUUUCAGUUAACAUCUGAUGUACUUCAUGAGAUUUGGAGUGACCUGUUAAGGACAAAACAAUCUGCCCAGAAUGUAGAUGAUCAAUCCCUGAUGUCAGCUUUGCAAUCCAGUCAAAUUUCAGUCACAUUUUUAAAGGCUGCUGUGAGAAAAGAAACACAGAAAAUUCUGAAUUUAGAGCGAAGCGAGCAACAGAUGACAGAGAUGCUCCAAAAACUGUGCAAAUACUGGUACGCCAAGAGAGACAGAGUGGACUUUAUACUGAUUCAGGAGCUUCAUAAUGAGGAGAGAACUUGGCUAGACUACAGAGCUGACCAGUACACUGUGAAAAUGCAUCUGACUGAAGAGAUUUUCAGCCUUCUUUUGGAUGACACAAUACUAACCCUAAAUCAUAUGCACUUUUCAACAUAAAUGACAAAUUUCAGAACUUGCAUCUUUGAUAUGUUUUUAAUUUCUUUUUGGGUGAAUCUCACAAAUCCUGUCAAGAACAUUUUUAAGUCAUGUUUCACAAAUUAUAUUUUGCUUAACAUCAAUGUAUAAACCCAUAAACCUGUUGCAGGACCAUGAAGUUUUCUUGGAAUAUGAAAUUAUUUUCAUGACAAUUAAGCAGAUUUUAACCUAAUUUCAACUUUUGCAAUUACUGUAGACUAAGGUAAAAAAUGAUAUUUGAAAUACUGAAAUUAUAAAGUAUUUAUUUAUACAUUAUAAGUAUAAGUAAUAAGUAUUCAUACGUUAUAUUAGUAUCGGUCGUACUGCUUCUGAUUUAAAAAAAUAAUGUUGUUUGUUUAGUUUAAUGAACUAAAAAUUAUACUGUAUCCACCUUUUUUCCCCUAAGACUGGGUGUGACCAUUUGUAAAUUUUAUGGGUCUGGCUUCCGGUGUCAUCCGCAUCCAGCUAUUUUUAGACAGCUUAGUACAAAACAGCUCGUUUUGCAGCUUGAUAUUGCAUAUUGGUGUGUCUUACCAUACUAUUUUAAUGUAUUAUCUUAAUUAUGAGCACACUGGUUUGUGCAAACUGUUUUACCGUUUACUGCACGUUGAUAUUCUUCUCAUUAUUUCCCUAUUGCGGCUAAUGAACCGGAAGUCUCACCCAUAGGCUUACUUCCGCAUUAAAGAAAGAAGGUGAAUAAUGAGAACCUGCAAAUCAUCAUGUAGGAUAAUGGGAAUUACAAAAAAAAAAAAAAACACAGAGACGAAAUGUGUUUAAUGCCCAUACAAUGCGACCAAACGCACAUAUCAAAACUAUAAUAAAAAAUAAAUAUAUAAAAAAGCAUUUUUUUUUCUUUUGAUUUUCUGGCGGCUGGUUACAUCAACCUGUUUUUUGUGAGAUUUACUCGUUUUUAUUCACUAAUAUUUUAAUCAUUAUUUUAAUGAUUUUUAAAUCCAAAUCAAUGUGUUCAAAAUCAAAGUGUUUGUAUUGAACUACAGUACAAUUAAUAAUGAAAUAUAUUUCAU
This is a messenger RNA of Labeo rohita (rohu), 6292 nucleotides long. RefSeq lists its product as uncharacterized. NCBI's taxonomy places the organism in Eukaryota, Metazoa, Chordata, Actinopteri, Cypriniformes, Cyprinidae. The transcript is spliced from 20 exons. Gene Ontology annotation, molecular function: microtubule binding. The coding region runs from base 231 to 5249 and encodes 1672 amino acids. Gene Ontology annotation, biological process: microtubule anchoring. Gene Ontology annotation, cellular component: centrosome. The record is from RefSeq and is a predicted model, not a curated record.